UAUUAGAGUCUUAAUUACGUAUUAUUAAGUACUUCAUAUAUACAACAUACAAUGUUCCGUAUUUUGAAACUAACACAGUGUUCAAGAUUGUUGAAUAAAAAUAGUGUACUUCGACAUGCCCGUGGAUUAACGUUGAGCAAUUUUCGAAAUGGAAAUCUUGAAAAAUUAUUCCCAAAAAAAGACGAAUUUCAAACCAGACACAUUGGCCCCCGAAAACACGAACAACUAGAGAUGUUGAAGACUCUUGGAUUUGAGAGUUUAGAGGAAUUGACAAAGGCAGCUAUUCCAGGAAAAAUUCUUUACAAAGAAGCAUUGAAGAUUGAACAACCAGUCACUGAAUACGAGUUGCUAAAAAGGAUCGUAAAAAUUUCGGAAAAGAAUGACAUAUGGCGUUCGUAUAUUGGCAUGGGGUAUAACAACUGUUGUGUUCCUCACACUAUUAUGAGGAACAUAUUUGAAAACCCAGGAUGGACAACACAGUAUACCCCUUACCAGCCAGAAAUUUCUCAAGGCAGGCUCGAAGGUUUGCUGAAUUAUCAAACGAUGAUAUGCGAUUUAACUGGAAUGGAAGUAGCGAAUGCAUCGCUUCUGGACGAAGGCACUGCAGCAGCAGAAGCUCUAGCUCUCACUUGUAGGAGCAAUAAGAGAAAGAAAUUAUUCGUUUCUGACAAAGUUCAUCCUCAAACUAUCAGCGUGAUCGCGACACGUGCAACUUCUCUAGAUCUUGAUCUUGCAAUUGGAGAUGUUUUUCAAGUGGACACAAGCGCAAAGGACAUAGCUGGAAUUCUUUUCCAAUAUCCCGACACGACUGGAUCUAUCUACGCGUUUGAGAACGUAGUGAAGAAGGCGCAUGCAGAUGGAACACUAGUCUGUGCUGCCACGGAUUUGUUGGCUCUGGCCAUACUCAAGCCUCCAAGCGAAUUUGGAGUUGAUAUAUGUGUCGGUACGAGUCAGCGUUUUGGAGUACCACUUGGGUAUGGUGGACCUCAUGCUGGGUUCUUCGCAUGUCGACAAAAAUUAGUACGAUUGAUGCCUGGUAGAAUGAUUGGUGUUACCAAAGAUUCGAAUGGUCAGGAUGCGUAUCGUUUGGCUCUUCAAACCCGCGAACAGCAUAUUAGGAGGGACAAAGCUACCAGCAAUAUCUGCACAGCACAAGCAUUAUUGGCAAAUAUGUCUGCUAUGUACGCCGUGUAUCAUGGAUCCGAAGGAAUAAGAAAUAUUUCAAACAGGGUACAUCUUUUCACCUUGGUUCUAGCAAAAGGUCUAGAAAAAGCAGGGAAUAAAAUGGAAAAUGAACAUUUCUUUGAUACUAUAAAAAUAUUGCCCAAAGAGUCUAUGAAAGCUAUAAAGGAAAGUGCGACUAUGUUUAAAAUAAACUUUAGAUACUAUGAGGACGGAGUUGGAAUAUCUCUAGACGAAACUACUACAGAAGGGGACAUAAACGACAUCUUUCAAAUAUUUUCUGCGAACACUACGUUUGAAGAAAUGUGUGAGGAUGAAUCUUGCAUGGACAGGAGCUUGGAUAAGUCGCAAUUCAUUCGUACUACGUCGUAUUUGCAACAUCCUGUAUUCAAUAGCCACCAGUCUGAAACAAGAAUAGUUAGAUAUAUGAAAUCCUUGGAAAAUAAGGAUGUGUCUCUGGUGCACAGCAUGAUACCACUGGGAUCCUGUACGAUGAAAUUGAAUUCCACCACGGAAAUGAUGCCUUGCAGUCUACGAGGAUUCACAGAUAUACAUCCUUUCGUUCCCAUCGAACAAACCAAAGGGUAUCAGCAGCUAUUCGCUGAACUGGAGCAGGAUCUUUGUGCUAUAACCGGUUAUGAUAACAUCAGCUUUCAACCGAACAGUGGAGCUCAAGGAGAAUACGCUGGUCUAAGGGCCAUACAAUGUUUCCACGAGUCCAAUGGAAAUAAGCAUCGUCAAGUGUGCCUAAUUCCUAUCUCUGCUCACGGUACAAAUCCCGCUUCUGCUCAGAUGGCAGGUAUGCAGGUCAAGCCUAUCCUCGUACAGAAAGACGGUUCUGUGGACAUUACACACUUGACAGAAAUGAUCGAUAAAUACCGAAAAACAUUGUCUUGCUUGAUGAUAACUUAUCCAUCGACGAAUGGCGUGUUUGAAGAGACGAUUGGCGAUAUUUGUUCUAUGGUUCAUGAAGCUGGUGGUCAAGUGUAUCUGGAUGGGGCUAAUAUGAAUGCUCAAGUUGGAUUAUGUCGUCCUGGUGAUUAUGGCAGCGAUGUCUCACAUUUGAACUUACAUAAAACGUUCUGUAUACCUCAUGGUGGUGGAGGACCUGGAAUGGGACCCAUUGGAGUUAAACGGCAUCUUACACCUUUUCUUCCAUCUCAUCCUGUUAUCAAUUGUUCUGGCAAUGGUAAUGCCAAUGCGAAGCAAUCUGGCGCGGUAUCGGCUGCUCCAUUUGGAUCGUCCGCUAUUUUACCAAUUUCGUGGGCCUAUAUUAAGAUGAUGGGACCGAAAGGAUUAAGGAAAGCCACGCAAGUUGCUAUUCUAAAUGCCAAUUAUAUGAGUAAAAGGCUGGGGAAUCAUUAUAAGAUUCUAUAUAAAGGAAAGACAGGAUUAGUAGCGCAUGAAUUUAUUUUGGAUGUGCGGGACUUUAAGAAGACAGCGAAUAUCGAGGUUGCGGAUAUUGCUAAAAGAUUAAUGGAUUAUGGUUUUCAUGCUCCAACAAUGAGCUGGCCUGUGGUAGGUACAUUAAUGAUCGAACCAACUGAAUCUGAGGACAAAAAGGAAUUGGACAGAUUUUGCAAUUCUCUCAUUUCUAUAAGACAAGAAAUUAGCGAUAUUGAAAAUGGUAAAUUUGAUAUUGCUAAUAACCCAUUGAAAAUGGCACCACAUACUCAGGAACAAGUAAUAUCGAGUACGUGGGACCGACUCUACUCUCGUGAAGUAGCUGCAUUUCCAGCUCCAUUUGUAAAAGGAAGUAAUAAGAUUUGGCCAAGUGUUGGAAGGAUAGAUGAUAUAUACGGAGACAAGAACCUAUUCUGUACAUGUCCCCCUGUCUUACCCGAGCAGUAAAUAU
Molecule: messenger RNA, 3037 nt
Organism: Habropoda laboriosa
Lineage: Eukaryota; Metazoa; Arthropoda; Insecta; Hymenoptera; Apidae
Product: glycine dehydrogenase (decarboxylating), mitochondrial
Exons: 9
Coding region: 52-3033 (993 amino acids)
Biological process (GO): glycine decarboxylation via glycine cleavage system
Cellular component (GO): glycine cleavage complex; mitochondrion
Molecular function (GO): glycine dehydrogenase (decarboxylating) activity; pyridoxal phosphate binding; glycine binding
Source: RefSeq, a predicted model, not a curated record